Molecule: messenger RNA, 3082 nt
Organism: Exaiptasia diaphana
Lineage: Eukaryota; Metazoa; Cnidaria; Anthozoa; Actiniaria; Aiptasiidae
Product: contactin-associated protein-like 5
Exons: 4
Coding region: 109-2778 (889 amino acids)
Molecular function (GO): calcium ion binding
Source: RefSeq, a predicted model, not a curated record
GGAAARCCAGUGUUCAUCCUAUUUGCAGAUGCGUCAAAGAUAAGACGGGCAGAAAUCAUACAMUACACCGCAUAGAGAAUUAUCCUUGGCAGGGUGUCAACGUGCAAGAUGACUCCUCACUCGAUUCUAAGGCUUAUUUUUCUCACUUGYAGUAUUUUACAUGUUCUUUCAUCUGGUUACGAGGUGGAGUUCAAUGGACCACAGUACAUCUCCUAUGACAUUCGCACCAAUCGUAUUUCCACAGAUAAUACUCAUAUUUCUCUGCAGUUUAAGACUUUCCAUCCUUCAGGAGUUUUAAUCUACAGUAGUGGAACGCAAGGGGACUUUAUAACUCUGGAACUCAUUCAAGGAAAGCUAAGAUUCGCCAUUGACUUAGGUAGUACCAGCAGCAUAGCAGGACGACACCAAGUCAUCAUGGGUAAUCAACUGGCAGACAACCGCUGGCAUACCGUUAAAGUCGAUCGCAGUAAAACCGCCCUGGUCGUGUCUUUGGAUUCUGAGAAACGCGCCACUACCACCCCAGGCUCUUUCGUUCGUCUCGACCUCGAUAAGUACAUCUACGUCGGGGGACUGGAUAGGAAUUUGGAGAGUGAUUUUCACGGUUCUAGGAACACGCCUAACUUUAUUGGAUGCCUAAAGGAUGUGUAUUUUGAUUACAUCGAUAUCUUAUAUGGCGCGAAAUAUAAAUUACUUUUUUACGCCACUUCGACGAAAAAACUGUCUUUCUCUUGUCCUAUGGACAAAUAUCACCCCGUGGGAUUCCCCUCACCGCAGAGCCACCUGCGACUGUCCGACCCCUCCCUCAACAACCUAACAUUUAGYCUCAGCUUCCGAUCUUACACGGCCAAUGGGAUCAUCGCUUUUAGAAUGAGUAACCACGCCCGGGUCUACGUUGGACUAGUYGCGGGUACUCUCGAACUCGAAGUMCGAAUUGGUAUUGACCCACCAAUCAAAAUUAGCGUUGGUGGUAACCUUGACGACGGGAAGUGGCAUGAUCUUACUUCCGGUGCGGACCAUAAAGAAAUCUGGAUCUUAUUGGAUGACAAACCGGAAGUGCGCCAUUCAAACCCACGAUUGGCCGGUCUUGGGAACUUCAGGAAUCAGGUUUACAUUGGAAGUGGGACCCACCGGACUGGGUUCAUCGGCUGCAUGCACAACAUUCAAGUCAACGGAGCCCGUAUACUCCCCAAAAAGAUGAAGUCAGGUCUGAUAGGUGUGGACGUCGAUCAAUGCAACGCGAGAUCCGUGUGUUACCCGAACCCUUGUCAAAAUGGAGGACGAUGUAAGCAAUAUAGAGACCAGUACUCAUGUGAUUGCGCAGGCACAUUUUACCAUGGCAACUACUGUGAAAUUCCGCUGUACCGGGCUACCUGUGCCGACUACAAGGCGUUGGGUGUGUCUCAGGAUUCGUACUGUACUGUUGAUGCUGAUGGGAAGGGACCCUUGGGUGCUUUUGAGGUCCUUUGUAACGUGACGGCUUCUAAGUCUGCUGCUACUAUCAUCACACAUGAUAAAAUGCAAAAGCAACUCGUCCCAGAAGGCGCAAGACAGUACAAUCGAUUCUACUUUCACCGUAUAACAUACCACCAGGCCGACAUGGCCAGCAUGCGAGCUGUUGUCCAGAAGAGCACACACUGUCGACARUAUAUCAGCUUCAAUUGCUUCAAAUCCCGGAUUCUUAACGCUCCCAUUGGCCCAGCGCCUGCGCAGUGGUUGUCAGGYUCGGGUACAUUGCAUAGUUAUUGGGGUGGAGCUCCAAGAGACAAGCACAUGUGUUCWUGUGGCCUCACGGGCACUUGUGACAACCCUAGAAAGCUUUGUAAUUGCGACAUUGGAGAUGCAGAAUGGCGUGAAGACUCAGGAUACUUAACUGACAAGAGCGCUCUUCCAGUCACCAUGCUUCAAUUUUCUGACGAAGCAAAGGAAUCCAUGUUCACCCUUGGCCCACUGGAAUGUUUUGGCACCCAYGAGCGAUCAACAUACCAAGCCAGUAUUGUCCAAUCAGCGUGCAGACCCGUCAAUCCACCUCCUACACAACCAGAACCCAGUCACUCUCCUUUUGUCCCGACCGCGUGGAAGUCUGGUGGAAGUAGAUACCCAACACCUGCGGGGACCCCGACUACACCGACCACAGCUGGUCCAACUGUACGACCACAUGGGGGUCACGUGACUGUUACCACGACGAUAUCCACCCAUGACAACAGGACGCACGUGACCUCGGUUGUGAAACACACUGUUAAGAAUGGUUCCAAGACGACGAUCAAGUCUUCGAUCUCGUCGGACAAGACUGGGGUGAUAGUGCAUUCUUCUAUAAGCAGCAAAGACAAAACAGAUCCACCAACUGUUGGUCCCUCCCUUGAAACACCCUCCGUGGUCACGUACAAAUGGCGUAACGGCAGCGUUGCUCAUGUCACGCGCGUGACAGCCUAUGAAUACAGCGAAAAGUUCAUCAUCCUUGUGGUCGCGUCCGUCAUUGCGUUACUGUUACUCGUCGUUGUAGUCGUCGUCCUGAUUCUCAGACGGUCAGGCAGGACCUACGUCAACUGUAUGAUGUGUCAGCGGUGUCGCAACAAGCGUAGUAUCCCGGAUAUUGAGAUAUAUCGUCACUCGGUGAAUUCGGAUUCCCCKGAUGUUCUUCAGCUUGACGACAUGCGUCCUACGUCUAUGGAACUCGGUGCGUACAACGUACGUAGUGGCAARGCCGUCUACCACAGCGUACAUCAGGGGGGAAGCGUCAAAAAGUUCGUGUCUUUCUCAACGUCAACAUCCAACAUAUGAGAGAUGAAAGGACAGYGGMGACAAGAAGGAAAGGGUAUCGUSCGCAUGCCCUUAAAUUGUUCUUUGAUAAAGAUUACAGGCGUAUUGACCGGUCAAGGAUCGAUUUUCUGUUCAUUCGAGGGAUUUGCGUAGUUGAGAAGCGCUUUACGUUACGUUACGUUACGUUACGUUGUGUCUGUUAUUUAGGGCUUUUUACGUGUCCUGAGUUAACAAAACGUUUGUGUUGUUCGUAGUUAGUCGGGAGUGGUUCUCAUCAACCAGUAAUGAAAAUACAAAAGUAUUUCAAAGAAAUAAGUUUCAAUUU